This is a messenger RNA of Euleptes europaea (tarantolino), 1584 nucleotides long. RefSeq names its product chromosome 6 C11orf24 homolog (gene C6H11orf24). The transcript has 3 exons. The record is from RefSeq and is a predicted model, not a curated record. NCBI's taxonomy places the organism in Eukaryota, Metazoa, Chordata, Lepidosauria, Squamata, Sphaerodactylidae. The coding region runs from base 15 to 1571 and encodes 518 amino acids.
GCAAGCCCCCCAAGAUGUGGACAGCUAUUCUGUUUUUCCUGCUGAUUUCCUUCUGCAUAUCUGAAAACAGGGAUUCCAUCUUAAAACAGAGCGGGGCCCAAGUUGCAUGGAUAAAUCUACUCAGUAGUGAAAAACAUUGCAAGCAAGCUUGUAGAGGCACAACGGUUUCAGGUAAUCGCUACUGCUGGUCAGUGCUUUAUCAAAACCGCUGUGUCCUCCUGCGCUGUCCUCAACUGAAAGCAUGUCAGAAUGCCAGCACACAGGACAUCAGAGAACUAAUGGGAGAAUUCGUGAUCCGUAAAAGAAGAGAGACUGGAAUAACCCUGCAGCCCAAUAAAACAGAAGGAAAACCAGAGAUGCGGACUAAUAAGACAUUUGUUAAUACAGAUUAUACAGAAGUGCCUCUUUCAUUAACUCAAGCAAGUAAGAUAUCUAAUGAUAGUGGGGUCAUCAUACCUGUAAUGAUUGUGAACACUACCAAUGCCACCUCUCCACUUAAAACAGGAACAACAGCCCUAAGCAGAAUUCAUAACAAUACAACCACAAUUAGUAAUAAAUUAGACAUAUCUUCAGUUCCCAUCAUCCCUGCUCAUACAACAUCAGUUCCCAUCAUCCCUGCUCAUACUACAUCAGUUCCCAACCUCCCUGCUCCUACAUCAGUUCCCAACCUCCCUGCUCCUACAACGUCAGCUACCACAUACCACAUACAUCUCAGCCUUAACGUUGCGAGUACAGCAGGCUCAAAAAGAACAGGUAACAAGGAACUAACUUUGGGACCAACUGAGAAAAUGACAUCCAUAGAACUUUCCAGGAGUACUGAACCCACAACCGUGAAACAUUUAGUGCCUCCCCCAUACCCAGCUGCUUCCCCCAAAAUUUCUGUGCCAACUAGCUCUGUCAGAAGUCCCUCAACACCAGCAAGCUCAACUGCAGAAGCAACUACCCAUGGUCCACAAACCAUGGGAACCCUCUCUAUAGUUAUAAAUACAUCUCAAGCAACCCAUAAUCCACCGACAUCGAGGCCUCGUUCAGCAGCUACAAGCAUGUCUCUAGCGACUGCAAGAGCAGCCAACAGUCCACCACUACUGAGACCCAGUGCAACAAUGAUCAGCACAGCUCUGACAACUGCAGGAGCAAGUACACCAACAACAAAGUCAGAUGAUAAAACAACAUUGAUAGACAGGACAAAAUCUAAUCUGGCUAGGGUGACUCCCACAGUCUCUACAAAGGAUGCUGAAACCUCCAUCUCUACACAUCAAACAGAGACUACCAGCCAACUUGUGAUGGCACCAACUCAUAUUGCUCCUUCAACAGUGCUUACUGUUACAAGUUCAGCAACAUCGCCCAAAUCAGCAACUGUACAACACAGUCAAGAUCAGCAAGGCCUGAGUAGUAAGAGUAUCUAUCGGCAGGUAGAUAUCAGUUUACUCUUAGCUCUUCUUUUUGGAGUCCUGUUUUUCAUAACAGUUCUGGUUUUAUUUGCCAUGCAGGCAUAUGAGAGCUACAGGAAGAAAGACUACACUCAAGUGGACUAUUUAAUCAAUGGGAUGUAUGCAGACUCAGAAAUGUGAAAGCAAUAGAGUG